Molecule: messenger RNA, 2820 nt
Organism: Entelurus aequoreus (snake pipefish)
Lineage: Eukaryota; Metazoa; Chordata; Actinopteri; Syngnathiformes; Syngnathidae
Product: zinc finger BED domain-containing protein 4-like
Exons: 4
Coding region: 1507-2820 (437 amino acids)
Molecular function (GO): protein dimerization activity
Source: RefSeq, a predicted model, not a curated record
AAAGAAAAAAAAAAGUUAAAAAAAAAAAAAAAAUCAAAUCAACAUAAAAAAACACAAGAUACACUUACAAUUAGUGCACCAACCCAAAAAACCUCCCUCCCCCAUUUACACUAAUUGGCACAAUCAUUCACACUCAUUCGCACAAAAGGGUUGUUUAUUUCUGUUUUUAAUAUUUCUGGUUCCUACAUUUUACAUCAAUAUAGAUCAAUACAGUCUGCAGGGAUACAGUCCGUAAGCACACAUGAUUGUAUUUUUUAAUGACAAAAAAAUAAAAAUAAAAUACAAAUUUACAUAAUGUAAAUAAUUCAAUGUAUAUACUCCAAUUAUUAACUUGUGUGAUGACUGUAUUAUGCUGAUAGUAUAUAUUUGUACCAUGAAUUGAUUAACGUGGACCCCGACUUAACCAGUUGAAAAACGUAUUCGGGUGUUACCAUUUAGUGGUCAAUUGUACGGAAUAUGUACUGUACUGUGCAAUCUACUAAUAAAAGUUUCAAUCAAUCAAUAGCUGCUGACCCCAUCCACAGCAAUGUAAAGCCUAAGUCGUGUGCUGGUAGCCUGUCUACUUCUCUCUAUUGUGAGUGGGUUGCCCGCCAUUUUCCGUGUAGUCCCUCAUACAACCCCACUUCACAAAUCCCGAACUAUCCCUUCAACUCGAAAUAAGUUUUAAAAUACAUGACUAGUGCAGCAACUGUAACCUAAUGUUUACCACACACACACACUGUUAAGAUUGAUAUUAAUAAUAUGAGUAAUGAAGAGUAGUUUCAGUACUUUUCAUAUGUGGCUAUAAGGGAUUUUCUGACAUCUGUUUAAUAUGCUUACAGAUUUCAAGAAUACCUGAUGAACAAAAGCAUCACAAAUGGACCACAACAGCCUUCAAUCUCGCAGUUCCUGGACAAUCGUGUCGGGCAUUACAGUAUGACUCAUCCACAGCAGAAAGCUAUCACCAAUGCAAUACUGUCUGACUUGAUUAUUGAUUGCAACUUGCCCCUGUCUAUUGUGGAAAACAAGAGUUUUCACCACUUUCUGACAGUACUUGACAGCAAGUACACCCCAGUGUGUCGCAGAACACUGACAUCAAAAACAGAGAACCUCACUGAAGAAAGACGAUCAAAAUUAAAAACUCAAUUGAGCCACACUGACCAUGUUUCAGUGACUGUCGACAUUUGGUCUGACCGAAAGAUGAGGGGAUUCCUCUGUGUCACUGUGCACUGGAUGGACAAAGAGGCAGAGAGGAUACAGCUCAAGUCCAAUCUCUUGGCUUGUGAGCGCUUCAAAGGCUCACAUACAGCUGAACGAAUCUGUGACAAAUUUGAGGCUAUAUGUGAUGAAUACAACAUUAAAGCUAAACUGGACUACAUUAUUAGUGACAAUGCUGCUAACAUGUGAAAAGCAUUCACUGUGUGCUUCCCCAGUGAACAAGAGGAUGACGAUGAUGGAGAUCAUCUGGAUGACCCUGAGCUCUGGUGUGAUUUAACCGUGGAAGAUCAGCAAACGGUAGAUGUUGCUAUGGCAAAGAAAAAGCGCUUGCAGUGUUUUGCACACACUCUUGAGCUGGUGGUGGGAGAUGGUUUGAAAGAAACAAAAGUGGUAUCUCCUUCUCUUUCGAAGUUAUCUAAACUCAGCUCACUGCUGCACACAAGCACAACAUUCAAAGAUGUGUUUGAUGCUGAAUUUGGGGAACAGAAAGGCAUCCCUGCUGCAGUCAACACAAGAUGGAACUCAACACUGAGGCAAGCGAAGGCUGUUCUCCAGUGCAAUCAUGUAAGGCUCUGUGCUGUUCUAGAAAAGGCUAGGCACAGGGAGUUGUCAUUCACAGCACGGGAGUGGAAUCUGUUGAAAGAUUUGGUGGACAUCUUGAAGCCAUUUGGAGAAGCAACUGAUUUGACACAGGGGGAGAAGGUCAUCACAAUCAGUGCUGUUGUUCCAUCCAUCUUGUCCCUCAAUCACCACCUUGAGAAACUGAAGCCUCAGGUCUGUUUUCUGAGCGGCCUGGUCAGAAGUCUCCAGACAUCCCUGAACAAAAGAUUUCUUGGAAUCUUCAUCAAUGUGAAAAUGGCCAGGACACAAGAUGGGAUCACUGCUCCCUUUUCAGAUCCAGUCUACCUCAAAGCAGCUGUCUUGGAUCCAGCCUUUUCUCUGUUGUGGGUGGAGCCCCAUGUGCUGGUCAGUCGUGAUGUCAAGGCAGAGGUGGCACAACAGGUUAAAGAAUUGAUCCUGCAAGAUGCUGCAGAGACUGAGCAACCUGCGCCUCUUGUUGAUGAAAAAGAGCAAGGGGACCUUGGAGAAGGAGAAGGGCUGUUUGCUGCUUACCACAAGAGACAGAAGAAGGAUGUUGGGACUACUCCAGCACUACAGCUAAGUCACUACCUUGACAUAGCUGAAGGAAAGAAUGCCCUUUUGUUCUGGGCAUUGAACAUGAAGACUCUUCCUUCACUGUUCCGAGUGGCCAUGAGAGUCUUGGCAGUGCCUGCCUCCAGUGCUCCAGUGGAGCGAGUUUUCAGCCAUGCCAUCCUCGUCUCCGGCGCCGACAACGCCUGCUGCAUCCACGCCUGCAUUGCUGAUGACGUCUGCCGCUUCCACGUCACCAAUGACAUCUGCCGCUUCCACGUCACCAAUGACAUCUGCCGCUUCCUCGCCGCCGAUUUCCCUGUGUGCAUCCCCGAGUCAAGCUGUGCGUCUUGUGCUCCCGGAUCUUCCCUGCUUCCCCCACGCUUCCUGGUUCUCGACUCCUCGCUCGCCCCCGGACUACGACGACUCGCUCCUGCCUCUCGACCACGCUUCCGCCCUUGGACAUCCCUGCCUGCCUUGCCCCUUGUUUGA